Sarcophilus harrisii (Tasmanian devil) is the source of this 1854-nucleotide messenger RNA. RefSeq names its product hippocalcin like 1 (gene HPCAL1). Bases 393 to 974 code for a protein of 193 amino acids. Gene Ontology annotation, molecular function: calcium ion binding. Lineage: Eukaryota; Metazoa; Chordata; Mammalia; Dasyuromorphia; Dasyuridae. The transcript is spliced from 5 exons. The record is from RefSeq and is a predicted model, not a curated record.
UCCCCCUUCCCCAUGCGCCUCCACCUCGUUUCCUCUUUUCUCUCCGCCGGUUUCCUUUUGUUUUCCUCGGUGGCGAUGAGCGCAGAGUUGGAGCGGCGGCUUGAGCGGGAGGGGGGCCAACGCUGCUAGCCUGCUGGCGAGGCGCUCAGCGGACGCCGCCUCCACGUCGCCCGAGGAGGAGAGUCCCGGUGCCGCGGUCAGAGAGCCGGAGCCGGAGGCGGAGCGGGAGCGGGAGCCACAACUUGGGGGACCUGCUGCCUCUUCGUUAGGAUCCGGGGCAUGGUCUAGCGGUUUGGCCUUAAAAGUUGGAAUCUGGGAGCCUGGAAAUUUUCACCUCAAUUCUGAUUCUGAAUUCUGCUGGCCUUGGGUUUUAAGUUCCCUGGGACGACAGAAUGGGGAAGCAAAAUAGCAAACUCCGUCCUGAGGUGCUCCAGGAUCUCCGGGAGAACACUGAAUUCACUGACCAUGAGCUGCAAGAAUGGUACAAAGGGUUUCUAAAGGACUGUCCUACUGGCCACUUGACUGUCGAUGAGUUCAAAAAGAUAUACGCCAACUUCUUCCCCUAUGGCGACGCCUCGAAGUUUGCAGAACAUGUCUUCCGCACCUUCGACACAAAUGGUGAUGGGACGAUUGAUUUCAGGGAAUUUAUCAUUGCCCUGAGUGUCACCUCUCGGGGGAAGCUGGAACAGAAACUGAAGUGGGCAUUUAGCAUGUAUGACCUUGAUGGUAAUGGCUAUAUAAGCCGUGGGGAGAUGCUCGAAAUUGUACAGGCCAUAUACAAAAUGGUAUCCUCAGUAAUGAAAAUGCCUGAAGAUGAGUCCACUCCCGAGAAGCGAACAGACAAAAUAUUCCGGCAGAUGGACACGAACAAUGAUGGCAAGCUGUCACUGGAAGAAUUCAUUAAAGGUGCCAAGAGUGAUCCUUCCAUUGUCCGGUUGUUACAGUGCGACCCAAGCAGCGCAAGUCAGUUCUAAUUCCACCCACACUUGGACAGUUGCAAAAAGCCACUGGCUUGUCAUUCCAGCUUUGCUUACAGAAAUGGAUGCCUUCUCAAACCAUUCCUCUGCUGUUCUCGGAUAAGGUUCCUUGGUCCGGUGGUCUCCCUCCAUGCAGCAGCAUGGCCAGCCACAGCUCCCCCCAUCAUCCACGCCAAGACCAAAGUCUUUUGGUCAUCCAAAAUUAUUUUCAGUGUUCCUUCUGUCAUCCUGAUUCCUUUUACAGAGCCCUGAUAUCACUUAGAGAUAUGUUUCAUGCAGACAGCAAUAGGGGCUUAGGUCCUUGGGGUGAGCGACAUCUCCUUUCACUUGGAGAAUCUGUAUGAAUAUGUUCUAAUAACCAUGAGAAGAGCUGAGAUAGGACUUUAUAAAAUAGAGCCAACGUUAGCUAAUUUAUUUUGCUUUGAAAAUGACUGUUUGAAUAGUUGGGAGCUAAAAGCAGACAGAAUGAACCCUUUCCUGUGCAUGAUUUUAUUCUUUUUCUUUUUGUUGAGAAAAAAUGGCUUGUACUUAUCCGAUGAUGGUCUUUGCUUUCUUUUAAUAUAUAAAUUAUAUAUAAUAUAUAUAUAUAUAUAUGGUGAAGUACAGUUUCAUGGUAAGGUCACCUACUUAAUGCAUCUGAUAGCUUUUCCAGCUUUUUCCUCCCUUAGUGGCCUGUGAUUAACCUAAUGCUGGUUGUUUUGUGGUAUUUAUGCAUCUACAACUUGCCGUCUUUCAAAAGAAAUGCAUGUUUAGCCAUUAAUGUGGCUAUUCCACUGUCCACUAUCUGAAUGCACAUAUUUGUUCAAGGUUCAUUUUUACUGUUGGUUGGUCCAGAGUGUCCUCCAUUAAAAUCAUGAAAUAAAAGGAAUGAUCUGAA